Messenger RNA from Postia placenta MAD-698-R-SB12, 1056 nucleotides. RefSeq lists its product as hypothetical. The transcript has 4 exons. Gene Ontology annotation, molecular function: iron ion binding; oxidoreductase activity, acting on paired donors, with incorporation or reduction of molecular oxygen; heme binding. NCBI's taxonomy places the organism in Eukaryota, Fungi, Basidiomycota, Agaricomycetes, Polyporales, Adustoporiaceae. Bases 25 to 939 code for a protein of 304 amino acids. The record is from RefSeq and is a predicted model, not a curated record.
GGACGACGGAUGCAUGAGUGGGAAAUGGAACUUUUCGGCUCGCUUUUGAAGGAGGGGCAAGCGGCACUAGAGAAAGGUGUAAUCCUUCCCGGUUUCGUCAACCAAUAUCUCCGUUCCCGCGCGGAUGCAACUACCGAAGUCACCAGCGGCAACGGCACGACCGAAGAUGGGUGGAUGCGAGACAAGCUGCUUGCGUACGUUGCAGGAACCAUCCUCGAAGCUGGCUCAGACACCACAGCCAGUACCAUCCAUUCUUUCGUGUUGUUCAUGCUGGAGAACGAGCACGUCCUUCAUCGUGCGAGGGAAGAGAUCGACUCAGUGGUGGGAAAGGAUCGUCUGCCGACAUUCGAAGAUGAGGACAAACUGCCGUACCUCGUCGCUUGCAUAAAGGAAACGAUGCGUAGACGACCGUCUGUCAUCAUGGGUGUCGCACAUAAGGCAGAGGAAGACGACAUCUAUGGCGGAUAUCUGAUCCCGAAGGGCGCUGCUGUGAUGGGUAACGUAUGGGCUAUACACAUGGACCCUGUUCGAUUCCCCAAUCCUACCGCGUUCGAUCCGGAUCGAUUCUACUGGCCGGACAAACCCAUUUCAUGGGCAAGUGGACCUGACCCGAGGAAUCGCGACCAUUAUGCAUUUGGGUGGGGGCGGCGAUUUUGUCAAGGAAGCUACGUCGCUGAGGCGUCCCUCUUCGUCGCCAUCUCCCGUAUAGUCUGGGGAUUCAACUUAUGUGCACCAAGGAACAAUGUGACGGGCCAGCCUGAGGUCCCGAACACUAUGGAUGAAGAAGCAAGCUGGAUGGAAGGCUUCAUCAGCGGUCCGAGGAAAUUCAACGUCACCUUCGAAGCCCGAUCCGGUAAACAUGCGGAGAUUAUUCAAAGGGCAUUUGACGAGGCCCAAAUGGAAUGGCAAGCAAUCGGUAUGAAGACAGACGAGCGCUGAGUGACGAGUCGCGCGUUAUAGCUAUCCCCAUCAGGUUCCGACAUUUCUCUCGUAAAGCUGCGUUGAAUAUCUGCUGUACUGAAUUAUCUACUGUAUAAAGCAAUACAAAUUGGUCCC